AGAUGGCGGCGGAGCGGGAUAGCCACCACGAGAACGGCGACGUUUUUGAGGCGGAGGACAAUUGCAAGAGCAGCGAAGGGGCGAAGUCGUGUGUGGAGGACGAGAAGGUGGAUGAAAGUAAUGCAAAUGAGGUCGCCGCCGAUGAGGUCACUGAAGAAGACGGUUCGCCGGAAAGUGAUAUCACUGACUCAGGUUCUCAAGAAGUGCUCAAUUCAUUGAUCACUGAGAUAUGUUCUAACCAUGAUGACUGUGAGGCACGUCGUGCCCAGAUCAAGUUGACAAAAGGUUUCUCAGCAAAGGAGUCAGUCAAAGGGCAUAUGGUUAAUGUUGUGAAAGGCUUAAAGCUAUAUGAGGAAAUAUUUACCGACUCUGAGCUCUCUAAAUUGACUGACUUUGCAAAUGAACUCCGCACGGCUGGUCUGAAUGGAGAGCUCUCAGGCGAGACCUUUAUUUUGUUCAACAAGCAAAUUAAGGGAAACAGGAGAGAGCUAAUUCAGUUUGGAAUUCCAAUAUUUGGACAGGUCAAAGAGGAAGCUGCAAGCAACAUUGGGCCAAUUCCGGCUCUUCUCCAUGAUGUGAUCGAUCACCUUGUACUGUGGAACCUAAUCCCAGAGUACAAACGACCUAAUGGUUGCAUCAUCAACUUCUUUGAGGAGGGAGAAUAUUCGCAGCCAUUCCUGAAACCACCACAUUUGGAUCAGCCAAUCUCGACUCUUCUCCUCUCUGAAUCCACAAUGGCUUACGGGCGCACCCUUGUGACUGAUUCUGAUGGGAACUACAAGGGGCCGCUGACCCUCUCUUUGAAGGAAGGGUCACUCCUAGUUAUGAGGGGAAACAGUGCUGACAUGGCAAGGCACGUCAUGUGUCCAUCUCCGAACAAGAGGAUCAGCAUCACAUUCUUUAGAGUCCGAGUAGACUCUAACCAAUAUCAGUCGUCACCACAAAGUCCAACACAGAAUGGUGCCAUGACUGUAUGGCAGCCUGGAGUUAUGAGCCCAUAUGCAGCUCCAGAUGGAGCACCUAAUGGCUACGAGGCAAUGGAUGUAAUGCCAAAAUGGGGUGUCCUCCGUGCUCCAGUGGUCAUGUUAGCCCCAGUUCGUCCUAUGGUAUUGAGCCCUCGAAAACUUCCUCAAAGUGGGACUGGAGUUUUCUUGCCGUGGACUGUGGGAUCAAGAAAACCAGCAAAACAUCUUCCACCUCGCGCCCAAAAAGGGCGGCUUAUGGCACUCCCUUCCCCAGCCGUGACACAUGUAGUGGAGUCCACUUCUGAGCCAGGCAUCACUGUUUAAGGAAGAUCAUUGGUGUCAAGUUAGUCACAGGCAGCCCUGGGUUGAAAAUGAUAUGAAUCAGCGAAGAUAGUAUUCAUAUUUACUUCCAAGUUCUGCAGGAGUUUUUCUUGUUGUACAAACAGGCCUAGGUGCUGUUAGAAGAAUGUUUCAAAUUUCAAAAUUUUCCUCUUUCUUUCUUGAGUAAGAAUAGGUUUAAAGGGAGUCACAGUACUUUUAUUUUGGAUGCCAGCCAUGGUAGUGCUUCAGAGGUAGUUGAGCUUAUCAAGUUGUGGAGUGUGAAUUAGUUUAAGUGCUGAAUUUUGUAUUGGGGUUAUGUUAGUUUUUUAUAAACAAAUUAU
Molecule: messenger RNA, 1627 nt
Organism: Fragaria vesca subsp. vesca
Lineage: Eukaryota; Viridiplantae; Streptophyta; Magnoliopsida; Rosales; Rosaceae
Exons: 7
Coding region: 3-1289 (428 amino acids)
Biological process (GO): mRNA catabolic process
Molecular function (GO): mRNA binding; demethylase activity
Source: RefSeq, a predicted model, not a curated record